Molecule: messenger RNA, 1415 nt
Organism: Bombina bombina (fire-bellied toad)
Lineage: Eukaryota; Metazoa; Chordata; Amphibia; Anura; Bombinatoridae
Product: gastrula zinc finger protein XlCGF17.1-like
Exons: 1
Coding region: 166-1308 (380 amino acids)
Biological process (GO): regulation of DNA-templated transcription
Molecular function (GO): RNA polymerase II cis-regulatory region sequence-specific DNA binding; DNA-binding transcription factor activity, RNA polymerase II-specific
Source: RefSeq, a predicted model, not a curated record
UUUUUGCCCAUCAUUCUCUUUCCAGGAGAUUAUGUGAACGGGAAUACUCAUGAAAAACUGCAGAAGGCAUUUACAUGUAAAAAGAAGUAUAGCAAAGAAAACCACAAAGUACCACAUCAGAACUACUUUUUAAGGAAGCAUUACAGUGAUUGUGUUUUGCAAGGAAUGACAGAAGAAACACUUAACACAAAAAAGAAAUCAGAUGGGUAUUCUGAGAAUAUAAAAUUCCUUGUUAAGAACACAAAGCUUGUUGAUCCGAUAAUUCACAAUAAGAACACAUUUUCAUGUUCUUUAUGUGAUAAAUUGUUUGCUAAUAGAUGGAAUCUAUUUCAACAUCAGAGAAGUCAUACAGCUGAGAAAAGGACUUUUUCAUGCACUGAAUGCGGGAGAUGCUUUAGUCGUCAGCAUAACCUUAUUGAACAUGAGAAAAUUCACACGGGGGUAAAGCCAUAUUCUUGUUUAGAAUGCGGUAAAACUUUUGCCCAUCGAAAAUCUUUCCUUGCACAUCAGAAUAUUCAUUCGGGAAAGAAACCAUUUACAUGCACUGAAUGUGGGAAAUGUUUUGCCUAUCAACCAAACUUUAUUGAACAUAGGAGAAUUCAUACUGGUGUAAAAUCUUUUUCGUGUUCUGAAUGUGGAAAAUCGUUUACCCAUCGAAAAACUUUCCUUCUUCAUCAAAAUACUCAUACAGGAGUUAAACCAUAUUCAUGUGAAUGUGGCAAACAGUUUGCUCAACGUCGGUCCUUUCUUUCCCAUCAGAAAAUCCACAGAGGAGAAAGAUCAUUUUCAUGCUCUAACUGUACCAAAUGCUUUUCUAAUGAACACGCCCUAAUUACUCAUCAGAGAAUCCAUACUGGAGAAAGACCAUUUUCAUGUUCUGAAUGUGGGAAGCAGUUUACCACCCGCAAAUAUGUAAUAAGACAUCAAAAAAUCCAUACGGAUGAGAAACCGUUUGAAUGUUCUCAGUGUGGGAAAUGUUUUACUCAUCAGUCAGAUCACAUUCAGCACGAGAAAAGCCACAAAGGAGAAAAGCCAUUUUCAUGUUCUGAAUGUGGAAAACAUUUCACCCGUCGAACAAACCUAAACAAACAUCAAAAAAUUCAUACAGGACUUAAGCCAUUUUCAUGUUCUGAAUGUGGAAAAUGUUUCACCCAGAAAUCAAAUCUUACAUCACAUCAAAGGAUUCAUACGGGAGAAAAACCGUUUUCAUGCUGUAAAUGUGGAAAAUGUUUUACGUUUCAAACACACCUUCAAAAGCACAUGAAAUCGCAUAGUCGUCAUGAAAAAAGACGGCUCCCUAAAAAUUAGCAAGUUAUUAGCUAUACUUAAUUAUCUUUUACUGUAAUGUAAAGGAAGGGGAAAAACUGCUGACCUAAAUUUAUUUUAUGUAAAUAAACCUAUAAAUUGAGAACCUA